AAGAGAUCCGCUGCUGUGACUGUAGGCCGCCGUAGCAGCAGCACGAGCACACACUGCUAACAGCAGUCUAUAGUAUCACAGUCUAUACAGCGAUCUAUACAGAGUUGUAUUGGUAGCAGUGGAUGGGUUGAGCCAGCUGGCAGCCCUCUGCGGCAGAAGCAGUGCGGCCAGUGAGGAACGACGAGCGGCAACGGAACGAACGAAGACGACUGCUGCUGCUGCUGCACGGACGGAAGGGCUGCUGGCGAUCGCGAAGACGCAGACAGGCGACGACCAACCGAGCGAGACCUACUGCUGCCUGCUUGAAUCAUUGUUGUUGUUGUUGCUGCUGCUGGUGUUGUUGUUAUUGUUGUUGUCGUCGGCGGUGCUGCUGCUACUGCUGGUGUUAUUUUGUGCUGUGCGGUUUGGAUCGUAUUGCUGUUGCCGCUGGCAGCAGCAGCAGCAGCGCUGCCUGCUGUGCUAAGGAGCAGAAGAAGAGUAGCGGCAAAAGUAAAGCAAGUGAAUCAGCAGCAGCAGUGUCGUGGUGUCUGCCGCCGUCGUUGUGCUGCUGCUGCUGCUGCUGCUGUCUGUCUGUGUUGUUUGUGUUGUGUGUUCGGCGGCGACGAAUACGAGGGACGGACGGGGCAGCGGUAGUACAGAGUGUGGUGGGUGUGUGUGUGUGUGUCGUGCGUUAUGUGAAAUGUGCUACUCGUACUGCUGCUGCUGAUGGUAAUGCUGGAGCGGCAGGGCAGGCCGCGAUAGUAGCAACAUCUGCAGCAGCCACGGAAGAAGAAGCAGCGGUUCGAAUAGGUCGUUCACUCGUUGCCUACUCGGUAGGCUAGUUGGCGCAGGCUGGCGGUGGGGUAGUGGUCGCGGUGACAACAAUGAAAAUGUUGAACCUUCCGGUGAGAUCCUGGGACACGUGAGCCGCGUACAGCCCGAUCGACGGCGGCAGCAGCAGCGACGACGACGACGACUGACGGCCAGUGCGUGCGGACCCAUAGCCAGUGCGUACUCGAUCAGGACCGACGAUGGAUAGCGGCUGAGUGCAGCCGGCCAUGUCGUCAUCUUCCGGAAUAUGCGCGGAGGAUCGGGACCGCCCAUGCCCGUUCUGUGGAUUAGCAGGCGCGCUGUGCGAUCUGCACAGUUCACAUGGGAGCACCAGUCGUUGGAAAGAACGUUCGUCACAACGGAGUCAUCUGUCGAUGCAGCUGUCCGAACUCUAUCAGACCGAGUUGAAGCGACUGCAAAGCCGGUCGCGUCUUCUUUCCCCGGGAACUCAUUUACUUGAGAAGCUCGUACAGCGAGACCGUCUUCAGCUGUUAGAAUUGCACCUCUUCCCAGAUGGCUACACGCUCUGUCUUCCCGGCCGAGCGGUCGGCGCGGAACGUAGUCCGUACGAGGAUGAUCUUCUACAGCAAGUUGAACAGGGCCUUCUACCUCCAGUGCUAGCGCAGCUACUCGAUUCACUAGGGCAUUCGCAGCUGUUCCAUAGCGGUAGUUUGCCGCUAAGUGUACAUAAUCACCUACAGACACCGACGAACAUUCAGUAUACGCUAUUGCAGCCAAGUAAUCUGCUCGUGGCUAGCGAUGUCCAGCAGAUGGCUGGUGGAUGGUCGCCUGAGGAACAGCUGCAAUUGGAGGCACAAGUCGUGAUGGCGACGGCAGAGCCGAUCUGUCUAGAGCCGGAUAUAUCGGUAGCGCUCGUCGACAACUAUUUUCAAUACAAGCAGAAACUCAUGACCGGCUUAAUUCAGCCGAAACGCAAGAGACACCCUACGAAACAUCCGCCUUUAUUCGACUUUGUUACCAGGUUGGAAGAGCGGCGUAAGAAAAAGGCUAAACCGCCGCCGAGCCGAGUUAAGCACGAAGCACCGGAUGCGCUAGUCCCGGCGCAAAUUGACGUACCUAAAUUUGCCAAGAUUAUUCCUCGGCCGGAAAUCCCUUCCGAUCUGUCAAUGCGCUUGGUUCAAGAGUACAUCAUGGAAACGACACCGACGCAGGCGAGUCCCAGUGAUCGGGUGACGAAAGUAUCGAUCCUGCAAGCGCCUGUCGAUGAACAGUACUAUGGGGUGCUGGCAACACAGUCUGGUGAAACUCGGUCGCAAUGCACAUUUCGGCUGGGAUCGUUGUGCAACGUUCACCUCUACCUUAAUCAGUUCCGUGAUAUCUUCACCGAGGAGGGCCGAAAAGCCGUCAAAAUUACGCAUCUGGUGCCGGGAAAAGCCCCAGUUGUUCGGCACACGGGAGGCUUCCUACAGGUGAACGCCCAACAACAACAACAACAGUUUGCUGGUUCAGUUGGCGGAACAACAGCUGCUGUAGCGGCUGCUGCUGCCGCAACCCAACAACAAGCGGCGACAGGUCGCUGCGUGACACCCGCACAACAGCCCCCAACACCGGCGGUUGCUCCCAUUCCUUCUCCCGGACCGCCGACGCCGUCACGUACGUCGACGCCCAUCCUCGUGCAGAAGCUCAGCGUACCUCCCAGUGCUCAGGGAAGCUCUGCGUCUGCAGCCUCAUUUCUAUCUCCCUCUCCCACACCGUCAGCGUCGGCACCCGCACUUACGGGGCAACUGGGCAACACUGUUCAACUAAACACAAGCAAACCACAGGCCGUUGUGCAACUGGUAAAGAAGAAUAUACAAGGAACCGCACAUAGCGGUAAGCCACAAGUGAUACUCCAGGCUGGCGGGCAGCCUGUCGUAGUCAAUGCGUCAUCAAUGAAUAUGACCUCGGCAGGCGGCGUACAGGGCCUUCAGAGCAUACAGGUUCACCAGUUGGGCGAGAUGAAGCCGCUCCAGGUUGGUGGCAAAGUUCUCCAGCAGAUGACGGGGUCGCAGGGCUCGCAAAUUGCAUUACAGCUCACUCAGCCCGUCGCCGUGUCGAUGGCUGGCAAGACCACUCAGAUGUUUCAGGGCGGUACGGCCAAACAAAUGCAAUUGGUUACAGCUGGUGUGAAAGGUAGUGGCGGCCAGAUGAUCUCACACCAUGCCACCGUUACGGGGGCAGGUCACGGCGUCGCACCGCAGGUUACCAAGGUGCAGCUAACAGCGUCUGGCACCACGAUGAGUCCCCAGACAACGCAAAGCAUUGCCGACCAAGUAGUCGCACAAAUGAGGAAUAAGGGAGCGACCGGCGGAGGAACAAAAACAACGCAGGUCGUAUUGCAAGCGGGUCAGGUGGCGAACGCAGGCCAGAUCCAGAACAUUGUCGAACAGAUAAAUCAGCAAUUUUCUCAAGCACAAAAAGUUGGUGGACAAGCAGGCCAAACGACGCCGAUCGCUGUUGGGACGUUGGCAGCUGCAUCCGGUGUGGCAGGCGCAGCAGCUCCAGGUCACGGAUCACCGGCUAGUGGAGCCGGUGUUGUCGUCGGUCAGACGGUAUUGCAAAUGGGCACGAUGAGCGGGCAUGUAAGCGUGAAGAACGCCCACCCACAGGUGGUUCUCCAACCCCAACAGGUUCAACAGGUUGUGGGUCUUAGCACCGGCCGUUUGGUCGGUGUCACCCCAUUGUUGGGGCAGCACACAGCUGGGCUGGCUAAACCGCCGCAAUCGAUUGUCCUUCAGACUGCCGGCGUCCCACAAGUAGUCACCACAGGCCAGACCACCCAUCAAACUGUGCCUGCAGGAGGACUUGUUCGUGACAACCGUUCCGCAAUGCAAAUCUUGAGUGCGGCAGUUGGCACCGCGCAUCAUGCCACGUCGCUACAGCUAGCCGCCAUCCAACGACAUCUGCAGAGUCAGCGAGCUGCAAGAAGCGCAAGUCCUACCCCGUAAAAAAGCCAGGCUCAGUUCACUGAUCAAAAAGACGCCGGCGGCGAGGUAGAGAGAAAUGUCGGGUUGUCAAAACGAAGAAAGAGUAUAUAAAGAUGUUGUGGCAAAGCAGGUUGGAAGAUCGGAGUAGUAGUGUUGUAAUCUACUGACUGGGUCGGAUGUUUUGUUAACAUGUGACUACUACUGGCAACAAAAAUAAUAGUAAGAAAGAAGAAGGCAUCGAUGAGGUCCAUAAAUAUUAGAGAAACGAAGACAGCGACAAUGACGCGAACUAAACGCGCCGGCGACAGAUGAUUAUGAUGACGAUAAAAUAUCAUUAAUUAAUGACAUUGAUAAUUCAUGGCGAUAUUAUCCGUAAACCUAUCUGUCUGUCGUUAUGUCGAUCAAGCAUCCACCAUGCGUGCGUAUCCCUUGUAUCUGUAACACAAAGCAAAAGAAAGUGAGUGUAUAUUUGUAGCGAAUUUUGCACCGGGUGCUCUAUGAGUGCAGAUUGUGCUCGCGAAGAUGCUUGUUGACCUGCGUCGGAUGCGUCGCUGAUCGACAGCAAAUGCUCCCGUCGGAAAUGUGCGAGCAUGUACCCGCGAGUGCCCCCAAUUACUAUAAAUUUAUAGUUAGUAGUUAAAUUUUUGAUGGCCUCAUUGAGAGUGGCCAGUAGAAGAAGACCACUGCGGUAUUUGUCGUGGUCGGCACUAGUUUUGUCCUUGUCGUGUAUAUAUGAUAAUGGGUGAGCGCAUGUAAGUAGUCCUGACUCGUUGAGUUGGAUGAGGACGGUAUUGAUAACUAUGACGAUAAUUAUUAUGAACAGAGAGAUGCUGAUCAUGGUGUGUCCGUACUAUAAAGCUCAGACACUGCCCUGCUGUCUUGGCGAAACACGUAGGGAAAAUGGCGGCCGAUGCCUCACGACUGAUCUCUCGGGCUGGACCAGACAGGGAAGGAAGGCGAGCAGUCGCUGGCGGAAGCUGCUGGUUAAUAAAAGACACCUUAAACACGUAAUGACUAUGAGGGAACGAAAAAGACGGGAAGUGAGAGGAAGAGCGCACGGUGGGGCUUAGGACUGACUGUGCCGUUAAAUGACAAUUGCAUUGAUGAGCGGCUCGGGAUAAACUCACUGUGGCUAGCGUAUUUAACUGCGAACCUCUACGAAAAAACGUAUCUAAGAGUUUUGGCAAGGGAGCUUGACCUAAUGUAUCCAUUAAAUUCAUUAAUGUUCUCUGUUCAGCAAAAGAAAUGAGCAAACACUUUUAAAUGAUAGGCGAUUAAUUUGUCGACUGGUUCAUACCACAUUAAAUUGGUAUUACUGGCUUGAAUGUAUGAUGAGUGUACCUUUUAGGCAAACAUUAUAGAGUAGUAGUAAUGCAGUAUGCCAUGACAAUAAGAAAGUAACGUUCAAUUGAGUUGCCUAAAUCAUAAUUCAUUCGAAUUUUUACAAAUACAUAUCUGUAGUAGAGGUUAUGAACGAGGGUAAAACAUUAGGUACGCUCAUGCCUCUACAAUAGCGACUUUGUAGACUGAUUCAAUUUUGAUUGAUUUUGCAGGUUUAAUCAUUGCAAGCGCAACUAUGGCCACUCUUUGCUUUUUAACGAUUAUUUAGUUUCUUGAAAAUAGUCAAAGACUUCUUAAAUGAGAAACGCUAAUCACAGUACCGAACAUGUUAUUACAUCGCGCUUGGAUAUCAAUGAGUAAAUCAAAUUUCUGCCGUGGUGACCAAAUCGUAAUGGAGAAGAAAUAAACAAUCUGAUGAAAAUCUGAUAAUGGGACUCGAUAGAUACCGGAAGCCGGUACUAAUGCUACCACAGUUUUCAGCAGAAUUCAAAUGGCAGGACGGAAAACCAGAAUGACAAACAACACGAGCAGAUCAGGGCUUCACUGGGCAUAAUAUUAAUCUUAAUUAGCGAUAAUAAUAAUUAUUAUUCUCGUUAUUUAACGGAUUGUCAAUUGUGUAAAGGAACGAAACGUGACGACUAGGCAAAAUCAUCUUGUAUAUUUGUAUUGAUAAUUAAUGAAUAAUUAGUUAAGCUAGGCAAUAAUAAUAAUUAAGAAUAAAUAAUGAAAAAUUUAACGUUAUUACUGAUGAGCCUACGAUGAUCAUAAUGAUGAAAUGAUUAUAAUUAAUGAAGUGAUGGCUAAGCGAAGACCAAGGAGUCAGAUGGGUAUAAUUACUUUUAAAAUAGAUAAACAUAUAUAUCAAGCAAGAGCAAAAUAACUAAAUUACGUAUUACGGUUCAAAGUCAUCACACUAGAUAAACGACAAUGUAUUAUUCAAUAGUCAAUCGCGCUGUCCGUUGGGCCAUUCGUCACCACGGUACGCACAGCUAUGCUACAAAGAGAUCGUUACCGUAAAUACUUGCUAAAAUGGCGGGACAAGAAAACAGACAAUGGCGACAAGAACGACAAUUCAAAAUGACAAAUGUUUCAGUGGCUGCAGUGCUGACUUAGCGACGCGUGGUGGUCGUGGUUCGAAUCGUUGACACUUCGUUUCAUGCUGGAAGCGUUCAGUUAGCCGUUUGAAAUAAUGCUUAACGGCUUCAGCAGCGGACGUAAAGCACGUAAAAAUGUUUUUUAGUCUGAUCGAGACGUAGCAUGGAGACCAACGAUUUUUGGGAUACUGUUUGAAAAUUUCUAGGUAGGACGGGCGAGUGUCUAGUGAGGUGCGUAUCGAGAAAUUCAGGACAGUCGGAAGCACAGGCCGCUUACCACAGCUCUUAAGCGAGGCUUGGCCAACGUUUGCUAAUGCUGUAAGUGAUAUAGAAAUCUAUAUAUCUACACAUAGCAAUUAGAUUUAUUGAAUAGAUAGAUGAUAAAGGAGAGGAAACAAAGAUGGACCUUAAGAGAGACAUAGCGCGGAACAAUGAAAUGUCGACUUCGCACAAACGAACACUGACUAAAGCCCGUUGCUUUAAAGGCUUUAGUAGAACCUUUCGAUAUAUCCACACUUCGAUAUUCAUAUUUCUUUAUUGUCGGUAAGGCACAAACGUCAACUUGAUUGUGAAUCACUAAUGAGUCAGCGAACAGAAGCACCAUACUCUUUCAGACUGUUUUUUAUUUUCCCUUUCUCAAUGCACCUCCCACAAGUACGGCCACGUGCCCUGUCACGCAGAACUUUCUGUAUCCGUGCGUGUUUUUCAGGCUGAAAACCAUUAUAGCAGAUGAUUGAUUGGGAAUGAUACGUGAUAUAUACGCGUCGCUUAUAAUAGUAAUUGUUGUCUUUGCUUAUCUAGUAUGCAUACUUCUGAAACACAACUUAAAACGAAUCACCAUCUGUCACUCCGUAUUUCACACGUAACCCUACUCUACAUAAUUUUUUUGCACGUGUGCUUGUUUGUAUAGCUGAGUUAAUAAGUGCGAAUGGGCGUUAUUGUAAUAGUGAUUGAAAAGCAACGAUAAGUUCGGGACUGCCCGAACUUUGUUUUGUUUGUGUGCAGGCGAAACACGCCGCUGCCGCCGUCCGCUCUGCCGGCGCAUCAUCCCCUGGCUACAAAUGGCCGAAUUUUCGACAAGUGGAUGCGUAUACGUGCGUAGUUAUUCGAGUGGAAGAAGCAUUUCUAAACGUUCGUUUUAGGCCCGAUCAUCUGUCAUGUCUGUAUAAGUUAAGGACGAUUUAGGUAAUGCGUAGGGUUGAUGUGAAGAUGGAUCGUAUUUGGGCGUAUCCGUUUGACCGUGUGCGUUGGGUCUGUUAAGGACAGUACUGGAGGGACACUGAAACCACAACCUCGCUCAAUAUCUGAUUAUUACUGAAUAGCAAACUAAGGACAAAUGGAGUUUCUAAAAAAUUGAUAGAAAGGGGGUGGGAUUAUAGAGCACUGCGUAUGAUAGACAAAAAUAGUGAACCCUAGAGGUAAGGUCAACAAGAAUAAUGGUUUGAGUAAAAACCAACAGACGGACACUUCGUGAAUGGCGCCAAAUUACAAACAGAGUAACAGAAGGGGUCGACUUCAAGAUGUUACCGAAAACCGAUCUAAUGUAUAAGAAUGUAUAGAAUUAUUAAAAAUAAUGUUUUUAUUAAUAUAACAAUCAAAAAUUGUAAGUGGAUCUUGAUUACAAUUGGGAAAUAUACUGAAUUAAAAUGAGAUGUACAAUAUUGUCGAUGGCGGUGAGGAAUAGUAGUGCAACAACGAUAGAACAUCAAAUCUGAGAUCUUCAAGCUAGGGGCAUUCAACUAGCAUUAAUCCGUCAUCAAUAUACUGCAAUUGAAAUUAAGCCUGAGCAAAUAGUAAAUACUAUUAUAUGUAUCAAAAGCACAGGAACGCUUCUCAAAUCUCAUUGAAGUCAUUAUUGCGUCUUGCUGAUAGUUAAGGACAAAAAAUCAGUGUACGAGCAAUAACAUAGAAAAGUGAGAUGAGUAGUCGGCUUUCACGUACAUCACAUACAUUACGAACAGUUUCAUCAUAAGAUGAUAAGAAAUUACUAAGUAAAAUACAAAGUACCUUCAAACGGCGCAUGUGUCGUACUCACCUCAGAUUUUGCCCAUAGCUCCGCAUUGUCCGUCUGCUUUGAUUCUGUUGAACUUUUAACAACUAUUUUACUGUUUUUUGACAUUGUUUCAUUCUUUGAUUAGAUAAAGAGUGAAAUCAUUUUCAAUAAUUUUGAGGGAAUUGUGUGCUAGGAUGCAUAUGAGAUGAUUAAUGCAUGAUAAACAGGACAAAGAUGAAUAAUAUCGAUAUGGUAAAGUGAAUGUAUGGGGACUACUGAAGCUGGGGGAACAAUAAACGUAUAUCUAGAAGCGAUAAGAAACAACAACAAACUGUUUGUAAACUAAUGUAGUUUUGUAAACAAAAAUAAAUGCAUUCGAAGUGGA
Molecule: messenger RNA, 8550 nt
Organism: Varroa destructor (honeybee mite)
Lineage: Eukaryota; Metazoa; Arthropoda; Arachnida; Mesostigmata; Varroidae
Biological process (GO): regulation of transcription by RNA polymerase II
Cellular component (GO): SAGA complex
Molecular function (GO): transcription coregulator activity
Source: RefSeq, a predicted model, not a curated record